Molecule: messenger RNA, 2085 nt
Organism: Centruroides sculpturatus (bark scorpion)
Lineage: Eukaryota; Metazoa; Arthropoda; Arachnida; Scorpiones; Buthidae
Product: retinoic acid receptor RXR-alpha-A-like
Exons: 8
Coding region: 646-1725 (359 amino acids)
Biological process (GO): cellular response to ecdysone; positive regulation of transcription by RNA polymerase II; anatomical structure development
Cellular component (GO): nucleus; activator ecdysone receptor complex
Molecular function (GO): nuclear steroid receptor activity; zinc ion binding; nuclear receptor activity
Source: RefSeq, a predicted model, not a curated record
UUAAAAAUUUAUAUUUAUUUAAUGCACCUAAACUUGGUGAUGUGUUUCCUUUCCUUCGAUGAGGAGAGACUGGUUGCUCUAACACCAUCUCUCUCUACAUGGGAAUACCUCGUUUCAAUCGGUUAUUUGUUUUAAUAAUACGAAUCGAAUGUGAAUUUCCUGUGUUUGUUUAACGUACCUGUGCAUUUCUUUACUCGUAUGUAAUAUACUAGUCAUUCUACCUCUGAUAUACCACUACUGAACAGUUGUGUAUGCGUGCGCCGGCCGCAGUGCCACGAAGGCCAAUCCCAUCUCCCAUCACAUACGUUGUAUGUGUGUUCCCUACCGUUUUUCUAUUCAUGCUGGCAUCCAUCCAGACCUUGGCCUUGAGCGCUCUCGCCUGUCCCCAUUUUCGUUUCUCGCCGUCAUUCGUACAUUCAGUUUUGUCAUCGAAGCAAACGGACAGCAAGCACACUUCCAUCGUCAUCGUUUGCUGGGGGGGUUUCUUGUUAUCGACCGCGUUGGUGCCAUAUAUCACGUGUAGCACGUGUCCGUGGCAUCGAUUGUGUGUGUGUGUGUCUAUAUGUGGAUCUUAAAAUUAAAGAUGUCGAUAAAUCGGUAUCCAUUUCUCGACCUUAUGAUGUCCAUUUAGCGGACAAGAAAACCAUGUACAAAAAGGAGAGACCCAAACUAUCUGUCACUGCACUGUUAUAUGGGUCACAAUCGCAAGUGUCUUCAUCCUGGUUUCAAUCUCCAUGUGUACCAGCUCCCGCAGUUGGAAACCUUACAAGUACUACAACAACAACAACAAAUGGAACUAAUGUAGCUACAAGUGUUUCCACAACUGUCACCAGUAGUUUGUCUCAGUCACAAUUUCCUGGCAUUAUUUCCAGCAGUUAUAUCUCCACUGCUGUUUCUCCUCAGCAACAGUCACCACGUUAUCCACCAAAUCAUCCACUAAGUGGUUCAAAGCAUUUAUGUUCGAUAUGUGGAGAUAGAGCAUCAGGAAAACAUUAUGGUGUUUAUAGUUGUGAAGGAUGCAAAGGAUUCUUCAAAAGAACUGUUCGUAAAGAUUUGUCUUAUGCUUGUAGAGAAGAUCGUAAUUGUGUUAUAGAUAAGAGACAAAGAAAUCGUUGUCAGUAUUGUCGCUAUCAAAAAUGCUUGGCUAUGGGAAUGAAACGAGAAGGUUUUGAAGAUAGAAUUGGAAGUACGAGUCAAAGAUCAGACCAUUUCGUGUUCAAGUUUUGUUCCAAGUCAAAAACUGUUCAAGAAGAAAGACAGCGCAACAAGGAAAAAUAUGAAAAUGAAGUUGAAAGUACAAGUAGUACGCAAAGUGAUAUGCCAAUAGAGAGGAUUUUAGAUGCAGAGAAACGAGUUGAACCAAAAAAUGAAGAGAUUGAAACAAAUGCAGCUGACCGACAGUUGUAUCAACUGGUGGAGUGGGCCAAACACAUUCCUCACUUCACGGAGUUACCUUUGGAGGACCAAAUGAUACUCCUCAAGGCAGGUUGGAAUGAAUUACUAAUAGCUGCCUUUUCUCAUCGGUCCAUUAAUGUGAAAGACGGUAUUGUUCUUGCUACGGGACUUGUUGUACAUAGAAAUAGUGCCCAUAGUGCUGGUGUCGGGACCAUAUUUGAUAGAGUCCUUACAGAGUUAGUAGCUAAAAUGAGAGAGAUGAAGAUGGAUAAGACAGAAUUGGGAUGUCUCCGAGCCAUUGUUCUCUAUAAUCCAGGUAGUCUAACAUAAGUAAAUGUAUCUUUUUACAUUCUAAUAAAUUUUAUUAAGGAUACAGAAUACCACAGACAAUCUUUGUAAAUCCACUAAGAAAUUUAAUAUAAUUUCAAAAAUAUUUUGACAGACAUUUUUGAUUACAAAUGGAUCUUCUUCAGGUCAUUCAACUUUCUAAAAUUGGAAUGUGUUGAAGAACAAGAUAUAAAUUUAAAAAUUAUUACAUAAUGUUUUUAAAAUAUGAAAUAUAAAGCAAAAUAUUUUACAAAUAAAGAGAAGUUGGAUAAUGUAUUUCAUACCAAGUAACAUAUAUGAGAAAUAAGUUAAAAUUAAUAAAAAUUAUAGAUAUUCAAUGUAAUCAUAAAAUUGCAUAGCAGC